AUGGCCAACUCAUACGUAGAUUAUGUUGGAAAAGUGGACGUGAUAACGGAUUCUGAGAAUAUAAAGUCGCUCCUGAAAUUACCAUACACGAACUCGCCUGUCAGUAUGAUCGUUCAUCGCAUCGGCAAGUCACUUCUUUUGGACUCCUUCGAUGUUUAUCGACAUGUGCUCUUAACGCAACAGGAAGACUGGAAGUGGAUUAGACAGUUCAUUUUGAAUGUUUCUGAAGCGUACAAGCAUACGUUUUCGCUUGCUAAAGCGCCUUCCACAAGGAAAGACAUCGAGGAAAAAUUGAUGUUAUCGAAGUUUUUAUAUUACAGCGUUCAGAAUGAAAAGCACGAAGACGGCUCUGACAAAGAAAACGUUUGUUUGAAUACAACUCGAACGGAUUCUGUACUAUCGUCCUCAUCGCCGGAUCCUCUAUACUCAGAAGAUGAGGCAGAAUUCACGAAUAACUACGAACGCAACAUUCUAUGGAAUUUCGAAGACAUGCGCAUGCUUGUUGGCACAGAUAUGCCGAUCUUUGGCGGAGGCACUCACCCAUGCGUGACUUUGCGUCUCAGAGACAUGAAGAAACCAAUUAAUGUUUUAACCGGUAUCGACUACUGGCUGGAUCAGUUGAUGAGCAAUGUACCUGAAGUGGUCAUGUGCUAUCACCUCAGUGGAAUUGUUCAAAAAUAUGAGGUGAUAAAAACCGAAGAUGUUCCGAAUCUGCCUGAUGGUCGUUUUAAUCCGGAGUUAGUCCGCGACGUUGCUCAAAACAUUCUAUCUUUCCUGAAACAAAACGCGACUAAGGAAGGCCAUACCUAUUGGCUGUUUAAAGGCAACGUGUGCGAAGAAUACAUCGAAGAUUCGAAUGCGAAUCCGUUUACGGUGCCAGUUGCAGUGCUCAUGUACAGAGUUGCCAAGAACUUGCUGGACAAGACCAAGUCUCGUCCGCGAAAAAUCGCAAAUACCGUCUAUCGCCUUCUACACCACUGCCUCGAUUUGUUGGACGUGAAGCUUUUGCCUCAGGUUGUUGGAUCAAUACAUUAUUUGCUGUCAAAUUUAUACCUGAUUUGUGGCGAUUCGGCCGCGAGCAGCGUCGACAAUAGCCCAACAGACAAAAGCGAUCCGUCUGCUGCAUCUUCUCCAGCGACGGACGUCUUUGACUUGGACGACGUCGAUUGCGAUAGUUCCUACUUUCCGGGCGCUACGUUACCAGGGGACCAAGUGUCUGAUCAUUGCUGUUGUGUAUCAAUGGAUCUUUUGACCAAGCCAUCGUUGCAUAAGAUUGACAAAGACGCCGAAGGUGGCGGUGAUCAGCCAGCCAGACGAAGGUUCAUACCGAAUGUGACGAAUUUGGAGGACUGUUGUAAAGCAGCGCUAGAACAUGUGCUUGAGGGCUUGGUGUGCUCUCAGAUGACGGCUGAUUGCAACGGUAGCGGGACGAAGUGGCCAAACAAGGAACCGCCGCAAGCGACCUCUGACCCGAAGAAAGCCAUUCCGUUACAGUACGAACCUUUGAGAAGCACAACCGACGACUCACGCAGGAUCUUGCCGCUGGUCGUUCGAAAUCCGUCGUUUACGUUCUGGCAAAUCGAGCUGAGCAGUUUGCUGAUGCUGAAAGCCGUCACCGCUUACUACUUGUUGGCUGACUGCAGCUCCAAGCUACGUUGCUACGGCAAGACGUUGCGCUACUUGAAACUGAGUCUUAGCUGUUUCGAAUGCGUGAACGGGAACGUCGACGAGCAGUGGAAGAACAGCAAAGUGUUGCAGCGGUGCCGCAUGUCAACGGCAUCACUACUGCCCAGCAUCCUUAUGCUCUGCGGGGACACCCAUCUGAUGCUCUCGCACCAAAUGCAGACAGCGAUGGCGAAGCAUCGCACUGAUUUCGAAUGCAAGGUUUAUCGUGAUGAACAAAUCGUGGCCGAAGCCGCGAAGCUUCUUCCGCAGAAAUCGCCUUCGCAAUAUGCGUGGUGCACCGAAAUUGUGGAAAGUAUCGAAGGGAUUCUUGAACGGAGCCUGCUGUGCUACCAAGCUUCCAGAAAAUGCAUAUCGGAUUGCGCUGAAGAACGUGGGCGUCCGGCUGCCACGAGCGAGAGUUCUGUUAAAAAUGCCUCCUCAGGCCUAUCCACCUACGUUGUCGAUCACGUAUUACUUUCCAAACGCUUAGGGAAUGCGAUGAACGAGUUCGCCGUUUAUUACAUGAAUCAGUCAGCAGUGCUGGCGGAAAGCUUGAGAAGGUCGAAGACAACUGAUUUGACAGCGGUCGAGAAGAUAUGGAAUGUCAGCUACAACAUGUUCCAACAAGGCAUUCGAAUGUUUCACGAAAUCGACGACAAAGACAACCAGGCGUUGCUCAAUUCGAACUGCGGCAAACUGUUUCGUUUGUCAGCCGAAACCUUCUGUGUGUCCAACCGUGAAUUCAGCGUUGUCGAAAGGCAUUACCUCGAUAUGGUGCGUCAUAUUUUCGUUGCGAUGAGUUUUAAGUCAACUAGAGUUUAUUUUGCGCUAGAUUGUUCUAUAAAAAUCACUCAUACAAAUCGUUAGAA
Soboliphyme baturini is the source of this 2534-nucleotide messenger RNA. Lineage: Eukaryota; Metazoa; Nematoda; Enoplea; Dioctophymatida; Soboliphymatidae. The record is from the annotation of a GenBank genome assembly.